AUGGACGCCGUCACGACUGCUGCUGCAGAAGCAGGCGAGUACGUCUCGACUUUCGACCCCAACGACAAGUACAUCGGCCUCGCCCUCGCCGUCUCGUCCAGCGUCGCGAUCGGAACCUCGUUCAUCAUCACCAAGAAGGCGCGUCCCUGGCCCCACUUUGCCCACCCAGGCCUCAUCAGCGCGGCAGACGCGCACGACGGCUUCGCGAGCAGCUCGUACAGCUACCUCCGCAACAGCCUGUGGUGGGCCGGCAUGCUCACGAUGGUCGUCGGAGAAGUCGCCAACUUUGCCGCCUACACCUUUGCGCCGCCAGCCCUCGUCACGCCUCUCGGCGCCCUGUCGGUCCUCGUCGGCGCCGUCCUCGCCGCCAUCUUCCUCGGCGAGCGCCUCGGCAAGAUUGGUAUCGUCGGGUGCUCGCUGUGCCUCGUCGGCAGCCUCGUCAUCGUCCUCCACGCGCCCGAGGACAAGGAGAUCAACACGGUGGACGAGAUCCUCGAGUACGCGUUGCAGCCAGGCUUCAUGUUCUACUGCUUCUGCGUUCUCGUCUUCUCCCUCUACAUGAUCCACAUCGUCGCCCCUCGACACGGCAACUCGAACCCGCUCGUCUACAUCUCGAUCUGCUCGCUCGUCGGGUCCGUCUCGGUCAUGGCCGUCAAGGGAUUCGGCGUCGCCCUCAAGUUGACGUUCGCCGGCAACAACCAGCUGUGGCGCGCCGGUACCUGGAUCUUUGCCUUCACCGUCGCCGGCUGCAUCGCGGUCCAGAUGAACUACUUCAACAAGGCGCUCGACCUGUUUCCGACGACCGUCGUCAACCCGAUGUACUUCUCCUUCUUCAGCACGGCAACCUUGAUCGCGAGCGUCAUCCUCUUCCACGGUCUCGGCACGACCGGCGGCGUCAACACGUUCACCCUCUUCUGCGGCUUCUACACCAUCUCGAUGGGCGUGUACCUCAUCAACCUGUCGCGGUCCGUCUCGGACGCCGACGCCUCUCGGCGGUACUCGUCGGCCGCCGCGCGGCACUCGCUCCUGCAGGACACGCGCAUCUCGCUCACGUCCGACUCGGGGCACGGGCACCACGCGCAACCGGACGCGCGGCGCAGCGCGACGCUGUACCGCGCCGGCGGGCUCACGACGGGCGGCGUCGAGCCCUUGUUCGACUACGAGGACUCGCCCGUCGAGGCUGCGCACGCGCACGGCAAGUUUGAGGACCGCGACCAGGGGAGGCGGCGCGGCGAGACGGCGGUCCAGAUGGAGCACUUUGCGCUCGCCAACGACCACGACGGCAGCGACAGCGAGGGCGAGGGCGAGGGUGGGCGAGGCGGCGGCGGUGGCGGCGGGUACAGGAGGUGA
Rhodotorula graminis WP1 is the source of this 1350-nucleotide messenger RNA. RefSeq lists its product as uncharacterized. Bases 1 to 1350 code for a protein of 449 amino acids. Gene Ontology annotation, cellular component: membrane. NCBI's taxonomy places the organism in Eukaryota, Fungi, Basidiomycota, Microbotryomycetes, Sporidiobolales, Sporidiobolaceae. Gene Ontology annotation, biological process: magnesium ion transport. The record is from RefSeq and is a predicted model, not a curated record. Gene Ontology annotation, molecular function: magnesium ion transmembrane transporter activity. The transcript has 9 exons.